This is a messenger RNA of Hippoglossus stenolepis (Pacific halibut), 6154 nucleotides long. RefSeq names its product guanine nucleotide-binding protein subunit beta-4. Gene Ontology annotation, cellular component: cytoplasm; heterotrimeric G-protein complex. The record is from RefSeq and is a predicted model, not a curated record. The coding region runs from base 404 to 1441 and encodes 345 amino acids. The transcript has 11 exons. NCBI's taxonomy places the organism in Eukaryota, Metazoa, Chordata, Actinopteri, Pleuronectiformes, Pleuronectidae. Gene Ontology annotation, biological process: G protein-coupled receptor signaling pathway. Gene Ontology annotation, molecular function: signaling receptor complex adaptor activity; protein binding.
UGUUGCCAUGUUCCCACUUUCAUGGGUGUGGUGAUUAGCUUGGUUGGUGAAAAUUUUCUUUUAGUCAAAUCUGACCCGAGUCGCGCUCGUUCCGGAGCCUUUACAGCGGUGAAAUCGAGUUAAAAGGAGCGCGGCUGCCCCCGGGCUUCGUCUCACAGCUGGGACCAUGGCUGCCGUGUGAAAACAGGAGCGGUUUGUGAGGACGCGCAGAGCCCGAGAGAAGCAGCCUGUUUCAGGUGUCAACUGGUAAAAACGCGUGAGUGUGUGGGUGCGUUUGAGUGAGUGAGUGAGUGAGUGCGUGUGUGUGUGUGUGUGUGUGAUUGCGCGCGUGUGGGCACGUGUGUUUUCCCAGGCCAGUCGGUAUUUGGAGCAGAGUGUGACCUGAACACACCACAGAGGGACAAUGAGUGAGCUGGAACAGUUGCGGCAGGAAGCCGAGCAACUACGCAAUCAGAUCCGGGAUGCCAGGAAAGCCUGCAGCGACUCCACUCUGUCACAGAUCACAGCUGGUCUGGACUCAGUGGGCCGGAUACAGAUGCGGACACGACGCACUCUCAGGGGCCACCUGGCCAAGAUCUAUGCUAUGCACUGGGGAAGCGACUCCAGUGACGGCAGUCCCAGGUUACUCGUCAGUGCCUCGCAGGAUGGAAAGCUUAUCAUCUGGGACAGCUACACAACAAAUAAGAUGCAUGCCAUCCCACUGCGCUCCUCCUGGGUGAUGACAUGCGCCUACGCCCCCUCCGGGAACUAUGUGGCCUGUGGAGGCCUGGACAACAUAUGCUCUAUAUACAGCCUGAAGACCCGUGAAGGCAAUGUGCGCGUUACCCGAGAGCUGCCUGGACACACAGGUUAUUUGUCCUGCUGUCGUUUCUUGGAUGACAACCAGAUACUGACCAGCUCUGGAGACACCACCUGUGCAUUGUGGGACAUAGAGACAGGCCAGCAGGCUACCGUCUUCACUGGCCACACAGGAGACGUGAUGAGUUUGUCUCUCAGCCCUGACUACAAGACCUUUGUGUCAGGUGCCUGUGAUGCCACCUCCAAGCUGUGGGACAUCCGUGAUGGCAUGUGCAGGCAGUCCUUCACUGGCCACGUGUCCGACAUCAACGCCGUCACCUUUUUCCCCAAUGGAAACGCCUUUGGCACAGGCUCAGAUGAUGCCACCUGCAGGCUGUUCGACCUGCGUGCCGACCAGGAGCUGAUGAUGUACAGCCAUGACAACAUCAUCUGCGGGAUCACCUCUGUGGCUUUCUCCAAGAGCGGCCGUCUGCUCCUGGCCGGCUACGAUGACUUCAACUGCAAUGUCUGGGACACUCUGAAAGGCGAGCGCGCAGGUGUGUUGGCGGGCCACGACAACAGAGUGAGCUGUUUAGGGGUGACAGAAGAUGGCAUGGCUGUAGCCACCGGCUCCUGGGACAGUUUCCUCCGGAUCUGGAACUAAAACAAACCUCCACCCCCCCGCCACACCCAAUCACUGCCUGCCAACCUCCACCUUGCAACCCCCCCCCCACCACCACCACACGAUAUCCCCAACUCAUCUGCUGGGCUGGACCUGAGGGGUGCACACUGUGUCAGCCAAAAUCCUCUUCAUUCACCCCCAGUUCUCGUCUCUCCUGCCCACCUGAGAGAGAGUACUGACUCUUUCUACCUUUCCAAGUGAUUUUCUUUUUUGCCCAGCUACACACACAAAAAUAAGAACCGUCCAGUAGAGUUGUCCAAUCAAAACUAAAGUAAAAGUUACAAAAAACUGAAGGAGAAAAAGUAGAAGAUUUCGUCCUUCUAGAGAGGGCGUCUGUUACAAUGACCAACAACAAAUGCGAUGACUGUCGGUGUGUAAUAUGUAAAUGUAUAUAUAAAGACAGUAUAUAUGUAUAGCAUUAUGUGUGUAUAUAUGCAUCAUAUAUGCAUAUAUAAUGUGUAUGUAUAUAUUUUUGUAGUUUAUUUCCCACCCUUGAGUUUUUUAAAUAUAAUUUUGGGGGUUUUAUGUUUUGUUUCAAAUGCACUUAUUGACAUUACUACACAUCAAAAUGCCAGAAACAUUUAUUUUGUCCCAUGUGACUUUCAAACCAGUUCGACAUAGCAACGGAUCAUAAUUUGACCUAAAAAGUCUCCUUUACAUUUUCUGAAUUUUCUGGCAUUUGCUGUCAGUGAACCUCACUCAUCCAGCAACAAAACAAAAAAAAGCAAAUGACAAGCAAACAAAACAAUUUUCAAAAACAAUAAUUUGGCUCCGCUCAACUCACUUUCCUCAUUUAUAUGUGUAUUAUGGUCACAGGCAGUGGGCAUAACUCGUGCAUCCUGCACCUCUAAAUGUUGCUUUCAUGUGAAUGAUGACUGUGAUGGCAUUCUUUUCUUUUUUUAUUUGUUUUUUGACAACACGACCCCGAGCAUUCCUCACCACAGACUUUUAUUUUGGAAGGAAACUGUCACACUGCUGUGGUUGUGAUUAUAGAGACGGAGCUUAAAACCAACAAGCUUUGUUUUAAGGUUUUUAGUUUGAAUUCAGCUUUAGCUCCAAACUAGAGACCAGUGAAUUUUAGGCUAAAAUAAGAAAAUGUUAUUCUAUCAGAAGUCCUGCUUUGGCCUCGACCUGAGAGGAUUUCAAAUCAUCAGAUGCUGAAUAUCUGAAGACCACAGCCAUUCCAUGCAAACUGCUGUGAAAUGAUCAACAACCCAAUAAUGCUCCUAAACAUCAUCUGCAUCGUGUCUCUUGUAGCCCACUGAAUCUACACUUAUCCUAUAAUUUGGCAUGAGCAUCUCAAGUCGCCCAUACAAAUGACACUGUGGAGAGAGAUGUGUUCUCCCUGAGCAGACGCUGCUCUCUACUUGUGUAUGGACUAACAAACGGAGAAUGCUCAGUCGCCAUGUGAGGAUAUGAAAAGACGAUUAACGGACAGCAGUGACUCUGUCAGAGGCCUCUGAGGACCAGAGAACAGAAGAAGAGUGAGAAACCUGUCUGUCAGUGCUGACCACGUCAUUUUUCUUUUUCUUUCCUAAAUGAAGGAUCAAUGUGUCCUUUUUGUUGUUAACAAGGUGUGAACUGAGUGACUGCAUGGGACUGAAAUCAUGUUAGCCACUCCAAAAAACACAUCAGUGCCACCACAAGCCUGUAAAAAAAAAAAAAAAAUAGAAAAACAAACAAAAAAAUUGAAGGGUUUAACACUCAGCAAUUUAUUUUUCGUCACCAAAAACACGUUAUGAACUGUUAGAUAUUGCUAGUGAAGAAAGUACACUUGGUAGACAGACAUGUACAUUUAAUAGCGAGCUAGAGAUGCACUCACAAACUGUAGUACAAACGUAUACCAUGGAGCACGUGACUUAUUUACCCAUAGAGAUAGUAGUUCUGAUUUGAGUAUUUGCUCAUCAGGCAUCUUCCAUUAUUUUGGUUCUUCUAAUCUAAAGGCUUCAUUUUUUUUGAAUAGAUUAAAACAAAUAAUGUGCGUGAGUUGGACCUAUCCAUCAGCUGUCUCAGGUGCCUAUCUCUGAAUAUUAACAUUGGACCCACAUGCGCCGGGUAAAGAAGGGGCUUGUGCUCCUUUUGAGAUGUGGCACUUUAGUGUCUCCAUCCUGCCUUACGAUACCAUUCAUAAAAGAAGGUAAUGCGUGCAUCGACAACUGUAAUGUUCUCCUCUUGCUAUUCCUUUUUACACACUGAUCAACAAGAAGAUUGCUAUUUCUCGUUCUUUUCCCGAUAGAAGCACAUUCUGAUACUAGUGAACACUAAAAGCAUGCUUACGGUAAACCACAUGCAGCGCCAUACUGCUUCUUAUAGCAAGUGUUUUACAUCACUUUUUAUACAAUUCUGUUUUCUACUACUACCGUACAGUUUGUAGUAUUUAUCAGCUGUUAAUGAAACCCCCUAUUUGGCGAACCGUGUUUUUUUUUUUUUUUAAGUUUGAGCUGCUUCUACCCGGCUUCGCAUUAAAGGAAUCCAUUUGGAGAGAAUUUAAAAAUAACAGUUCUAGUUUUAAGCCUGACAAUAUCUUCGAGGUGUGUAGGAUGAGAUAUGUAUCACAUAUCAGUGUGGAGGUGUGUGUGUGUGUGGGGGAGGGAAGGGAGGGGGUCGAUUUGCUGAUGUAUGUGGAUAACAUAUAGAUCUAAGUGUUACUUCCUCAUUUUGUGCCAAUGUUAUCCACAGACCCUGAGCUGUGAACUAGUCAAUGUGACAAAAAAGAAAAAACAGAACAUGUUUGCUCACUUUACUCAAGUGCCAGCCUUCUCCAUAUCCACCAAUUAAAAAUCACACGUCUGAUUUUCUAAUGUUCUACGAUCAAAGAGUUGGACUGCUUAUAUCUGAAGAUGGCUUUUUGUAUCCCAAAAUGUUAUUGAGUUGCUUCUCAGACUCCAGUUUCUAUUUCAGUCAGUGGACAUCAGAUGUUCAUGUGUUCUCAGACGAGGUGACACAAUGGCGGACUGACAGUUUGUACUUAAAGGGAUAGUUUGACGCUUUGGGAAAUGUCUCAUCAAAACUGUCUGCUUGAUGAGAUCCUGACAGCUCUCGUAUAUAUCUGUGAAGAAUUAGGUACAAAGGGUUGUACAAAGAUUUUAAUUAUGUGAAGUUUGUUUCACUUUUACACAACAUGGGAACAAAAACUCGGACCAACGUUUGGCCUAUACGUUUAAAUAUUUGUACGUCAAUUUCUCAAACAGCAGUUCCUGUUGGCAGAGUACUCAUGUACGUGCAGACAUCUGAAUUAUUUGAUAAAAAGAAAACUAAAAUGUGAUAAUUCUCAAUCAAGUUCUGAAGCAUCUUUUUUCUUUGAGUGCGUUAAUGAACAUUUAUUUGGGAUAGACAUCGGAGAUAAUUGUAUCCAUAUAAAGUUUAACUUACACAAAAUCUAAAAAUGUGUCUGUUCAUAUUUGUUUCUUCACGCCAGUUUAGCUUCACUUUUUAUUGGCAGAAAAAGCACCCCAGAUUAUUAUUAUAAUCCCAAAAAUAAAUCUAAAUUUUUUUACUCACGAAAGUUGUUUAUGCUAACGAUUAGUGAAUUCGGGAGCUAGUAGGCACUUUUAAGAGCAAAAUUAGCUUAGACUAUCUAGUCUUUGUGCUAAACUGAGCUAAGCUGGUCAGUAGCGUGGUUUACAGGAAAACAUUACUCACCUCUCAUCAAUGCCAGAAAGUGAAUCUCCCAUUGUGUUCAACUAUUCCUCUAAAGUCUCUGUAGUUUUACUUUCAGAUUCCGUCAUUAACUGUGAACUUCACAAAAAAAAUCACCAUAGCCCUUACCAGGUAAACAAGGGGAUCGUCUGCAUACGGACAGUGAUGUUCAGCCAUGUCCUCGCUGUGUGUGUGUGUGUGUGUGUGUGUAUUUCAGCAGUAUUAGCAGCUGGAACCUGGGAUAGUAAGAUAACACUUUGUGCCUGUGCAGUUCACUCAUCUUAAGCAGUGCAGUAGACUCAUUCAUUAAAAAAGAGGUGCUUGGCUUCAUUUAUUAUCACACGAGUGUUGUAUUGACCUGGUUCAGACCCAUCACUCCUCCACUGAUCCGGAGCUGUCUGACGUUGCAACAUGUGUCAACACUUCAAUGCAUUUAAGGUCUGAAGCACCACAACCUGAAUCUGUGACUUGUUUUAAUCCUCGUAACUUUAAAGCGUGUCUGGCUGUAGUGUUUUAGGUGAUUUUUAGCGAGUCGCCCACAGUGCCAACGUUUAACGUGAAAGAUGAGAUGUGAAGUUGUCUUUGCUGCACAGGUUCAGGCAGUAUUUUUAAAGACUAUUUACAUUAUCCUCAGAUUUAACAGCUGAAUAUGAAAAAAAUAUAUAGUUUUGAGUUUUACUGCAUAAAUUGUCAAUAUUGUAGGAAAAAAAAUCUUUGGACACCUCACCACUUGAAUCGGUUGCACCACAUAACCACAGCACCAUCACCAAAAUAAUGCACUGCCCUUUGACUCUACAACCCACUGUUCUGACUUUUUCUUUUUUUGAUUUUCUUUUAAUUUAUUGUUUCAUGUUUUAAGCCAGUAAAGACCAGGGACUUGGUGCCAUGAUACUUCUCUUACAGUGCUAUUGUGUGAAAUUAUAAUCACUUGUUAUGGAAUAAUUUUUAUAGUCUUUUUCACACCAGACCUUUUUUUUGUAUUUGUACAGUGGCUUGGUUAUACUGAUAUGUUGCCAUGAGUUAUUGUAACCAAUAAAAAAAAGCUUUUAACCAAGA